Stylonychia lemnae is the source of this 4983-nucleotide messenger RNA. The record is from the annotation of a GenBank genome assembly. Lineage: Eukaryota; Ciliophora; Spirotrichea; Sporadotrichida; Oxytrichidae.
AUGUCAUAGAAUUGGUAAAAUCUAUCUGACACAGAUAGAAAAGCAUAUGAAGAAUAUGUUUUAGCUUAAAACGACCAGGAUCGUGGAGAUGCUAUUAAGAAACUCAUUCCUGGUUCAGAACUAUACUACUAUCUUUACUUCAUCGAUAGAAUGAAAAAUGUAGGAUCAAAACUGACAAGUGAAGAUGACAUUGUUAUGAGCUAGUUUACUCAAAGAUUCUCAAAUACCUCUUCAUAUCAUACCAUUCAGAGUCGGCUCUACUUCCUUAGAUACGACUAAUGCGAAAAUCCAAAUGAUAAGAAAAAUCUCUUGGCAGAUCUUCAAUAUGGAGGAAAAGUCUAUGGCCUAAACUUCAAUCAUGAAAAGCCAGAGGAUAUGAGAAGGCAGGAUGAUUCGCUAAGUUCCUAAAGUGAAGACGAGGGUGCCUCUGAUAUCCCUAGUACUAACCUUUUAAAUAUUCCAAGCAAUGAUCUCAUAGGUCUCAAUUUUGGAGUACCAAUAUAAUAGUCGAGUAAACCAAAGAGACAACAUAGGUUUGAAUAUGAUAACUUUUUCUCUAAAGAUAAGUUGAGAUCUAGAUACUCUCCAACUAAUGAUGAAAACUUUGAUCAAAGUAAAUUAAGAGAUGUGGCUCUUGGCUAAGAACAUAAAAUAGACUUUACUAAGUAUCAUCCUAAGGCUUUCUAUGGGUGGGUUUGCUCUAACUCGCUCACUUAAAUCGCUGAAAUUCAAAAUCCAACAUUUUACGAUGCACUCUAAAAAUCGCUUGAGAUGUUAAAGGAGACUGAGAGGUAUUUCGUAUUAAAUUCUAAUUUUCUUAAUAAUAUGACAUUGCUCUAGCUGGACAAGCUCGCAUCCCUUGUUCCUUGGGUCAAGGAUGACAAGUUUUUUGUUGGAAGCUAUUUCCAAAAGCACUUUCAUGAGGAGCUAUCCAGUGAGAACUAAGAAUUUUGGCCAAAUGAAGUUAAGCUUUAAAAUCUCAAGACUCUUUAUCAAUAUGCUGAAAAGAACGGCUUACCACAGAGUCUGAAAUCCUCUCUCGUCUUAGAAAUACUCUAACUCGGAGUAAAAAUGAACAUUUAUGAUAAAGAAUACUUUAAGAAGUAUCUCGAUCAGCCCUUAGUUAGUCAAACUAGCUAAUUCAAUGUUAAAAAGAGACAUGCAAACAUAGAUAUAGCAGAUAAUCAUUGGAAUAACUACAUUGGGAACGUAUAAUCUGCUAGCAAUAAAUCAGGUGGAUGGCAUGAAUCCCAAAACUCAAUGACCAAACAAUUCUUAGAGCACUUCUGCCAUUAAGAUGAUAGCCUAAAGGAAUUCGAAGAUAAUUUUGAGGUUUCAUUCUUAAAAGAAAUCGAAGAUAGAAUUGCCAUUUUCAAAGCUGAUGAUCUGACUAAUCUAAAAAUUGAUGUCAAGAAGUAUCAGUAGAUAUCUUCAGAAGUAAUUGUAAGAUUCUUAGACUCAAAUCAAGAAUUAUUCAAAGUUGAAGAAGAUGUGAAACUAGAGUUAGAAUUGAAAAACGUCUAAACCUUGUAUGUAAAGAUCUUCGAGUUCAACACUGAGACCUACUACAAAAAGACCUUAUAACCUUUCAACACAGGUGUUAAUCUUGAUGGUCUCAUUGCAAGUAUUGAGAAACAGUUCGAAUACAAAUAUCCACCUAACAAAAAAUUCAUUGAGACAUUUGUGUUCUCAGAACUUACUGAAAAAGUUGGACUUUUCAUUGUUGAAUUCAUCGGGAAUGGAAUGAGUUCAAGAGCUGUAAUUAAGAAAGGAUCACUUUCAAUGAUUCACAAACCCACUAUUGCUGGCCAUUUAGCCUAUGUUCUUGAUGAAAAUAAGAAGAUAUGCUCUGGUCCAAAGACAGGUAUCUAUUUUGAUGGAUAAUACUUCGAAUCCAACUAAGAAAAGGGAGGCAAGAUUUUCAUUCCAUAUGGAUAGUCUAACUUGGUUUAAAAAGCAAUCCUCUUAAACAAUGGAUUCGCUCAGCUAUGCGACUUUGAAAGAUAAACUGAGAGAUAUACUUUCAAAGCUAUCAUUUUACUAAACAAAGAAAGUAUCCUAAUUGGAAACAAGGCUUAAAUUCUGAUUAAGCCAAGUCUAUAUGUUAAUGAUAGACCUGCUUCAGUUUAAGUUCUCAAGAAAACAACAGUGACUCUAACUACUGUUGACUAUUUAGAUUCAAAUACUGUGACCAAGACAUUCGAGAAUCUGACAUUCAAGGAUAACGAAGAUCUCAUAAUAGAUUUCUAAGUUCCACCUUACCUUGAGGCUAUUAACGUUGAUGUUACAACAUAGCUAUUUAAGAUCUCAAACCAGAGAGAGGAAACAUUCUCAGCGAGUUCAGUUUUCAAAGUGACUCAGAGCUACAGAGAUUAUAUAAUGAGUUCACUCUAUUUGAGAAAAGAACAGGGUGAGUACAAUUUGUACUUGCUAGGUAGAAAUGGAGAACCCAAGCCAAAUGUUAACAUAAUUGUUGAGGCUAGUCACAAGUAAAAUCCAUAAUCUGGGUAGUCAUAAACUCUAAACACUGAUAAGAAUGGCAGAGUUUAGCUUGGACAUCUUAAGGAUAUAUUAGCCAUUAACUGCAAUGUAAACUUAUUCAAAAUAGAGAAAAGAUGGAUGCUCUACAGAGAAGAGGAAUACUUGUCCUAUCCUCAGCAAUUAGACUUGGUUGAACUGCAGGAGAUAGAGUUCCCAGUUUUAUUCAAAACUAAGAAGAGAAAGAAUAUUAGCUUAAUCAAGAUUAAGGAUAGCAGCAUUGUACUUGAGGAUCUCUAUGAUAGAAUAAAGUUUGAAUAGCAAGAGAAUAAGUACUAUAAUAAGAUACUUAUCAAUGGGCUGCAGGAGGGAACUUAUGUCCUUCAUCUUAAAGAUGUCAAAAGAAAGAUUUCAAUUAUUAUUCACAGAGGAGAGUACUGGGAAAACAAUAGUUUCAUCUUAAAGAGGGACAGCCUAUUUGAAAACAAAGCAGCUCAGAAGCUACUCAAGAUUUAAAACGUUUCAGUCACUCCCACUGAGAACAACAGAAGUGAUGUUACUAUCAAAUUAGAGGACUAUACUAAUAUGACACGAGUUCAUUUGGUUGCUAAUCAGUUUGAGGACUUAGCUAGCUAGAGCUCGUAUUUACACUUUGCCAAGGAAUUGCUAAAUUCAGCAAACUAGACCAUCUUCCCCUUCGCUUAAUGGAAGAAUUUCUUUAUGAGCAACAGAGAACUGUCAGAUGAAUUCAGAUACGUAUUCGACAGGAGAUAUGCUGAGAGAUACUAAGGCAACACUCUCGAGAGACCCAGAUUAGUACUUAAGAGAACAUUGAUUGGUGAGACUCAAGUUGAUCAAGAAAGCCUAAGAUAAGGCACAUCUUAUGAGUAGCAUAGGUCUCAGGAUAUUCAAAUACUUAGUUAAAAUGUAGCACCUAGAGCAAUGAUGCAGUAAAUGGCUCAACCUAGAAAUAGGUAGAUGAACAAUUUCUAACCUCAGAUGAAAAUGGCCAGAAAAUCUGCAUUAGCUUUAGGAUCAGGCUCUGUGGAAGAAUUCAAUCAGCUUACUCUUAUGACUUUGGUUGAAAAUGAUCAUGGACCUUUCAAGAUGAUAGAUGAUCUCUAAAACUUUUUAAAGAAUGGACCAGUACAAGAAUUCAACUUGAAGCCUGACUAAAAUGGAGAGAUUAAAAUUAGCCUAAAUCUGUCAUCUCACACUCAGCUACAGGUUUUGGCUGUUGAUCAUAAAUCAGUGGCAUUCAAAUAAGUAGACCUCCCAGUAAACGCUAUUUAGAAGAGGGAUUUGAGCCUUAACAAGCCUCUAGACACUGAAAAGGGGUACACGGAGAGCAGAAAGACAUACAAUAUAAUAGAUGACUUAGAAAAGGUGAAGAACGUUCUGGACGAAGUUUUGAAAUCAGCCCCAAGCAUGGAGAGAGAGAUUUAUAACACUUUGAGUGAGAUCUUUAUUUAAUGGAAUAAGACUAGUACUGAUGAAAAGAACAAGCACUUUUCCAAGCAUUUCUGCCAUGAGUUGAAUCUCUUUAUCUACUUCAGAGAUUAGCCUUACUUUGAGGAGGUUGUCAAACCAUUCCUUAAGCACAAGAUGGAGAAGACCUUUGUGGAUAACUAUCUGCUUGGCUAUUAUGAGUAGUGUUUGGAGGUAUUUGGAAUGGGCACAUUUGAAAAGAUUAAUACCUUGGAGAAGUGUCUAUUGGUAGACAUCCUAGUUAAAUCUGGAAGAGUGCCUGAUGCUUUGAGAAUUAGAAACUACUUGACAGCCAUGAGAGACAAUACAGAGUAUCGUGAUACUAAUAAAGAGAACUCGAUAUUUGAUAAAGUCUUGAACUUAAACAUGCUGAAGGAUGGAGAUUUAUUAGGAGCUGGUGCAGCCUUGCUUGAUCAAUUUGCAGACUUUGGUGAUAUAGUCGGUUCUAGCAAUUAAGCUUAAUAAAGUCUUUUCGGAGCAGCAAAUAAUGUUAGUGCUAAUUUAGCGAUUGAUCCAUUUUCAAACAAUAAUAAUAACAAUAUCUUCAAUAACUUUGCCAUGAUGUAAUAAGUACCUUAUGAAUAACCUCUUAUGGGUGGUAUGGGUGCUGGUGGAUUUGGAAUGCCACAAGCUUAUGCAAUGCCUGCUCCUCAAAUGAUGUAAAUGUAAUAAUAACAGCCAGUUUAGUAGAGGGCAAUGAUGUUAAACAGCAUUUAACCUUCAAGUUAUACUUCUAAUGCAACUUUUGGUGGUGCCUCACAUGAUUUAUUUGGUGAUUUCAGCAACAGUAACAAGAAUAUUGAUAUGGAUAUUAUGUAGACAUAUAAUGAAGCUAAGAAAAAUACAAGACUGUAAUUUGAAGAGGUUCAAAAGACUAAUGAAUACAUGGAGACCCACUACUUCAAACAGAAAAUGUAUGCAACUUCUGAAAACAACGUAGGCAAUAACUCCUUCUGGGUGGACUACUCCACCUACCUUAUUGAAAGAGCUGAGAAUAAGGACCUGCACUCUACUUGA